UUUGCAAACUUUGUAACGCUACCGCUGUCCAAAAAUAUUUGGCUGUCGGGUUGCCGCAUGGCUUCUUGCUAAAAAUCAACGCCACACGCGAAAAUGAGUGGUGUGAACCAAAUGACUUUGUUCCAGACGUGGGGAGCAUCUGUUCCGCAAAAGGUUAGUCAAACGAAUAAUGUAAAGAAGUCUUCCGGGCGACGAAAAACAACCCAAAACAGCAGGGGCAGCACAGCAGCCUCAGUCAAGACUCAGAAGAGGGCGACUGGUAUAACUUUGCCACCCCCGGCGCCCCGUAACACGCUAUGGGGUGAAUUUGAUCAAGGGUCCACAGCUGACAACGAGGUGAGAGAUGUCGAGGAGGUUGCUGCUGCUGAUGAAGAUGAUGAUGAUUUAAUGGUAGUUGCUGUUUAUGAGGCGGAAAAGUCUUUGCAAAUUGAUGGAAACGUUGGACAACAGAGUGAACACACAACAAAUGUUGAGAGUACUUGUCUCACACAGAUGAGCUCAAGUGGAUCAACAUAUUACAAAGACUUCCCUGGCCUUGACAGCUCCUCUGCAAAGGUAUGGAUCUACCCCACCAACUAUCCCAUAAGGGACUACCAACUAAAGAUAUCGGAGGCAGCUUUAUUUCAGAAUACGCUGGUAUGCCUCCCCACUGGCCUGGGCAAGACUUUUAUUGCUGCUGUGGUAAUGUACAACUUUUAUCGAUGGUAUCCAUCUGGAAAGAUCGUUUUCAUGGCACCAACAAAACCGCUGGUGGCACAACAAAUAGAAGCGUGCUACAAAGUGAUGGGUAUUCCACAGACACACAUGGCAGAGUUGACGGGGAGCACGCAGGCUCAGCAGAGGCAGGAACUGUGGAGGUCCAGGCGCGUCUUCUUCCUCACUCCCCAGGUGUUGGUGAACGACCUGUCUCGAGCUACCUGCCCCGCGCUGCACGUCAAGUGUGUGGUGAUUGACGAGGCUCACAAGGCACUGGGGAAUCAUGCCUAUUGCCAGGUGGUGAGACAGUUGGGGAGCCAGACUCAACAGUUUCGCAUCCUGGCACUCAGCGCCACGCCAGGUGGAGACUCAAAUUCAGUGCAGCAAGUCAUAUCCAACCUGCUGAUCUCCCACAUUGAGCUGCGGUCUGAAGAGAGCCCUGACAUCCAGGCCCACUCCCACCAGCGCAGCCUGGAGAAGGUGGUGGUUCCCUUGGGGGAGUCGCUGGCCGGGCACCAGGCCCUCUACCUACAGGUACUGGAACGGUUCACGGGCCGUCUGAUCCAGAACAGGGCGAUGUCUCAACGCAACUUGCACUCCCUUACCAAGUACCAGCUCAUCCUGGCCCGGGAACAGUUCCGCAAGAACCCUCCGCCCCACGUCACGAGGGCUCAGCAAGGGGCUCUGGAGGGGGACUUUGCUCUGUGUAUCAGCCUGUACCAUGGCUACGAGCUGCUGCUCCAAAUGGGCCUGCGCUCCCUCUUCCUCUAUGUCCAGGGCAUCAUGAAUGGCACCAAAGAGAAGUCUCGAGCCAGGAACGAGCUACAGCGCAACGCCACCUUCAUGGACCUGUACCAGGAGAUGGAGGCCGUGUUUGUAAAGCCCACCGGCCCCGAGGAGCCCUUCAUCUACAGCCACCCCAAACUGCAGAAGCUGGAGGAGGUAGUGCUAGGGCACUUUAAAACAUGGGCUGAGAGCUCCAGCGCUGGUUCUGGGCCCCAGGAAGUGAGCACACGUGUGAUGAUCUUUUCGUCGUUCCGGGAGAGUGUGCAGGAGAUUGCCGCCAUGUUAAAUCGCCACCUGCCCCUGGUCAAAGUCAUGACCUUUAUGGGCCAGGCCUCGGCAGGGAAGGGGGUCAAAGGGUUCACCCAGAAGGAGCAGCUGGAGGUGAUGCGGAGUUUUCGGGAGGGGGGCUUCAACACCCUGGUGUCCACCUGCGUGGGCGAGGAGGGGCUGGACAUAGGCGAGGUGGACCUCAUUGUGUGCUUCGACGCCCAGAAGAGUCCCAUCCGCCUGGUUCAGCGCAUGGGCCGCACCGGACGCAAACGCCAGGGCCGCAUAGUGGUCAUCUUGGCCGAGGGACGAGAGGAGAGAACCUACAACCAGAGCCAGAGCAACAAGCGCAGUGUGUACAAGUCUAUCGUGGGGAGCAGCCACAGAUUCCACAUGUUCCCCAGCAACCCCCGCAUGCUGCCCGACGGGGUGCACCCCGCCCUGCACAAGAUGCACAUCACCUGUGGCCAGUUUGACCACCGGGAGAGCAGCGGGCGGCUCUCCGGGGGUUGGAGGGGGCGCAGGUCCCACUCCUUGGAGGGCCGACGUGAGUCCCUUAUUCUUCCGCGGGGUCUAGUCGGGCACCAGGAGAAUGCGAAGAAGGAUGGCUUCCUUAGCCCCUCCGAGCUCACUCACUGGGAGUCUACGAUGAAACUGGGGGAGGGGGAGGCUCCACCCAUUCUGAGACGGUCCCGCUUCCUCUCAAAACAGGAAGGCUCGCCACCUCGGGUGGAGCCGCCCUCCAGCGGGCCAACCAGGGAGCUGUCUCUGUGGGAGUGGAGACACUGGCAGAACCAGCCCUUCCCCACUCACAUUGUGGACCACUCCAACCGCUGCCACCACUUCACCAAGGUCAUGGAGCUCAUUGACGGCCUGCGCCAGGAAGAGGGUGAAAGCAGAUAUGAGUUGGAGCUGCUGCCCCACCUCCACAAUGCAGAUGUCAUAGGCCUCACGGAGGAAGCACAGCAGGAAAAGUCCAUCAAAGGAAAGAAGCAGAAAGAGGGAAAAACGACAAAAUCCAGAACCAAAAUGGCCAACCUGAGCCACAAGCAGAAGACUUCCUGCCUUUCCUCAGCUGACCUAGACCGUGUCGAACUCAAAAAGGAAGUGCAGAGGGAAAGCAUUUCUAAAGCAGAGACAACCUUAGUCUCUCCAUGGACCCUGAUAAAGGACAGAGUCCCUUCAGAAUGCCACAAGGAGGUGACUCAUGACCUCAGAGACCACCCAGGCCUCUGGCCACUCUCCUCCACCGGUGACCAGCAAAUCAUGGACAUGGAUUCUGACUGUAUCAUACUCAACAACGAGAGUGAAAGUUCAGAGGUUAAUUCUCUAAGGGAUUUUGAGAGCGAAUCAUUGAACUGCAUUGCUGCUGUAGAACAGAUUGACCUCAAUCAGUUGACCUCAAUUGCAGACCGUCAACCCAAGUCAGAUGAAGAUUCUGAACUGGAGGCUUUGUUUUACUUGCCCAAAUGGGACGCUGCCGUCCCCAAGUUGCAGCCCCUGAGACAGAGGUUAGAGAGCUUGAGGGUCAUUCUAGUCAACGUGACAGAGCUUCUGUCUAGGUCUCCUCCAGCUUUGCACUUUGACCUGGACAGCCCUCAGUACAACCCUGGGCCCUCCCCCUUCACCACCAAGGACUGUUCACAUACACUUCCGGUUGAACCUCUGGAUGAACUGCUGGAUGUGGGUCAGACAUUCCACGUGAAUUUCUCCCUGGAAGUGGAUGAGGACUUUGCCGAUCCUGCUUCUCAAUCUCCCAAUGUUGAUUUAGACGUUGGUUCUCUAGACUGUGAAAGCCAUUGUGAACCACCUCAUCAGCAGCACUCUCCUUCUUCACCGAUUACUGUGCCAGCAGACUGCAUGGGUAGGGAAAGUGCCGUUGGCAGCCCUAGCUGGGAUGAGGUCUUCGAGGAUGACAUUAAUGACAUAAAGGACGAUGAUAUGGAUGAUAAAGCGGACUUCAAGCCACCAUGUCAUCCCACUCAGCCUAAAGCCCAGCACGCUAAAACCAACCUGGACGAGAGCAUGGACCUGUUUGGAGAUGACGAGACCUUCCUCCAGAUGACCAUCCCGAACAUCCCUACGCCAGAGAACGUCAGUAUCCGAAUACCUAGCCCCCUGAAGGCUCCGGAGAGGUUAAUAGGGUCAAGUAAAAGUGUGACAGAAACAAAGAUGGUGUAUCAGGUCAAACCUAGCCGUAGCCAUAUUUCUCCUGUAGCGCAGCAGGAGCCUGCUCAGGACCUUGACAACUUUGACUAUUCUCAGGAUUUCUUCUCUGUCAACUUUGACUUGGGCUGGGAGGAGGAUGAAGGGGACACAGAGGCUGCUCCUAGUCCGUUCCCCUCAAAACCUUCAACCCCUGGGUCCAAAAAACAGGAAGCACCCCUUUCCUCCUCAGUGAAUGGGCCACAAAUCUCUGGCUCAUCCACUCCCCUCUUUAGUUUCCAUAGGAAGAACGUGUCCACACCCCUGGCAGCCUGUCCCGGAGGGAAGAAGGCAGACACCUCUGCUCUGGCUUCGCCUCAGACCUCUCCUCUGACCUCCAAGAGCGGAGCUCUGUUCUCACCAAUCCCCACAUUAGGGCCGAGGCGAGCUCUGCUGCCUGGUCCUUCCACCACCCCAUCCACUUCGUUCUCAUUAUUAAAGAGGAAACUCCAGGGGACCUUACAGAAUGCCCGGACUCCCAAAGCUCAGGUUGGGGACCCAGGAAAUGGUUCUAUAGAGAUGGGACACAGUUUGUCUCACAAAUCCAUCUUGGACCCACCUCAUCCAGGCCUGUGCACCAGUGACAGUGAGGAGGAGGUUAUCACCCGUAAGCGGGUUCAUCAUCAUGUCAAGGCGAACCCCUUGUCUUCUCCAGUGUCAAUGCUUCUCAGUGAUGUGGAUUCUCCUAUACAAGUGACCAGGAAGUCAAAGCAUGCAGUGGCAUGCAUUUCAGAUGAGAGCGAGGGGGAGGGGGAGGCGAUGUCUGACGAUGACUUCCAGCAUGUUCGACAGCCAAGAGCGCCCCCCCACGUGGCUGCGAAACCAUCAGCAUCGCAUGGGAAAGCUAAGCAGGCCGUGCAGCACCACCACCGAGGAGCCCGUCACUUUCUGGACGAGGAGGCGGCGCUGUCCGAGGGGGCGGAGGUGUCAUCUGACGAAGAGGACGGUGAAGAGCAGAACCGCUCACUGGAGGGCUUCGUUGUGAGCAACACCCAGUGCUCCCAGGGAAUCAACGAUUCUGAGAUGCAGGGGGUUUACCUGAAGUCAGUGAGAAGUCCUGCUGUGGCUGGCAAGUUCAAAAUGAUCUACAAGCAAAACCACAACAUGGACAUCUUCUCUCAGGUGCCUGAGCUGGACGAGACAUACGCGGAGGACAGCUUUGUGGUGAGUGGCAGUGGUGAGGAAGAGCUCGGCGAGGAGGUCCCAUUGGAGCUUAUCUACGAGGACUCCUUCGUGGAGGGGAGGAGGCAGUACCCCACCAGACGCAAGGCGCUGAUCCGAAACAUCAGGGCUCAGGCUGGGAGCGGGCUUGCCACUCUGGACAAGCGGGCUGCUGACCCUCAACCUAAUCCUGCUGGGGGAAAAAAGCGCUCCCGCAUAGUGCACUUGGAGGACUCCAGCUCGGAAGAAGAAGUGGAGAAAAGUAGAAAUAGUGUGAAAGCUGGAGGUGUUUCUGCCAUCUGCAGGCUAACUGAGUUACAGCAACAGCAUGACUGGGUGUUUAAAGCUCCACAGCAGCAGGUGCCCCCUAGUGGAACCACCAGAGCCUCCACAGCGAGCUGUGUGGUGGGGCCUAGAGUCCUCAGUGGAGCCAGGUCCUCCUCUAUGAACUCUGUGAUGGAGCCUAGCGCCCCAAGUGGAACCAGCAGGACCUCCUCAGUGAGCUCCGUGAGGGGGCCUAGAGAGGAGCAGCAGGAAGAGAGGUGUUGCCAGAGGCUCCAUCAGCAGGCCCUCCUGUCUGAGGAGCUGGACUUUGAGCAGUCAGAGUCUCUGUUGUUCUCAAGUAAACAGCCACAGGCUACCUCCUCCACCUCCUCAGUACCCCACGCCCAGACCUCCUUCUGUCAGGCCGCCACUCUAAGCAAGCCCCCUGCCUCGUCAUCGAACCCAUCGGGCCUCGUCUCUGUACUGGUGGACAGCCGCUGUAUCAUAGCCUGCGCGGAUGUGGUCUCCAGCCUGCGCCAGCGUUACGCUGUCACGGCCCACGUGUGCUCGCUGGACGGCUGCGACUUCGUGGUCAGUAACCGCAUGGCGGUCGAGAGGCAGUGCCAGUCGGAACUGGCCGGGAUGCCGAACCGCAAACGGCUUGUGGAGAAGGUGACCAGGUUGCAGGGCCUAUUUGAGCGGAUCUGUCUCAUCGUAGAGAAGGACCGCACCAAACCAGGUGAAGCUUCACGUCCUUUCCAACCUACACGCUACUACGACAGCACACUGGCCAGCUUGGUGCAGGCAGGCGUCCGACUCCUGGUGAGUGGGGGGCCUGAGGAGAGCGCCACCCUACUGGCUGAGCUGGCCCGAGUGGAGCAGAGGAAGGGCCAGGCUAUUACCGUGCCAUUAGAGGUCAAAGGUCACCGGCAGCAGGCGCUACUCUUCUACCGAACGCUGCCCUGUGUCAGCUAUGUCAACGCCCUCAACAUGAGCCACAGCUUCAGAUCGGUGGGCCACCUGGUCAACAGCUCUAUCGAGGCUCUACAGAAGGGGGCGUGUGUGAGCCGCUCCAGAGCCGAGGAGAUCUACCGCUGCCUACGCUACUCCUGUGACACCACCCUGAUGACUACCAACACACCCAGGAAGAACGACCUUUAGCCAGCCAUCACUGCUUAAAUCUCCAUUGACACUGGUCUAAGGUCAGUGUGGCCCUUUUCCUUCCUAAUGGUUACUGGUUAGGAUUUUGGGAGAGUUUACCGAUCCCAGAUCUGUGCCUCCAGGACAAUUGACAAUCUUGCUCUCAAACAGGACCGUUAAUGGCAUCAUGGCCUUGAAUCGUGUGGAUUAGUCACCAAAUGGAAUAAAGAAUAGUGAAUAAGGGAUGGUCUACCUGGACUUCACCUUCGUUCCCCAUUACAAAAUGAGUAUUUCUUGCACAUUUGAAAUAAGACUUGACUUGAUAACGGACACUAAGGUGAAUGUAAGUUGUAAGUACUCGCUCCCUCCUAUGUAAAAUGUGUAAGUGCAUUUCUGUUUUGUUUAACAAAUAUUUUAAGUUAUUACAAUAUCUGUUCAAAUAAUGGAGUAAUAUCUUUGUGUUCAUAUUUUGUAAAGAGAUCAAAUAUAAGGUUUUGAUUGCAGGAAUAAAAAUGCACAAUUUUUCUGUAACAAAAUCAAAUUCACAAUGAAAUCAGAGGCAUUUGUUUAUUAUUCGUUUAAGGUAAUUUGAUUCAGUCAAAACACAAUGACAGGUAUUAUCCCCCAAGAAUACAAAAUGAAGUUUAUGCACAUAUCUUUCUUAGUGUUAGAUUCAUACAUUCCUCUUUGUCCAACAUUAAUAGUUGGUUGUAUUUGACUGUAACAGGUCAGUGAUUUCAACUUAUCUCUGUCUGUAGUCUCUUCGCAUUGCAGAGUCUGGCAAGACUAGUCUGUCUGAAGCACAAGGGUUCACCCUUUCAUUUCAUGACGAAGACAUAACGACAGAGUAGGACACGUCAUUGGUCUUUCCAGUCUUUAUAAUAGAGUUCCCGCAUAAAAACAUUUGACACUCUGGGGGCGAAUAUGCACUAUGGAGUCAUAUAUAUAGUACCUUCUGAAAGUAUUCACACCCCUUGACUUUUCCCACAUUUUGUGGGGUUACAGCCUGAAAUUUAAAUGGGUCACUGAUCUACAGACAAUACCCCAUAAUGUCAAAGAGGAAUUAUAUAUUAUUUGAGAUGUUUACAAAUUAAUAAAACAUUUAAGCUGAAAUGUCUUGUGUCGAUAACUAUUCAACCAUUUUGCUAUGGCAAGCCUCAAUAAGUUCAGGAGUAAAAAUGUGCUUAGCAAGUUGCAUGGACUAACUCUGUGUGCAAUAAUAGUGUUUAACUUGAUUUUUAAAUGAGUACGCCAUCUUUGGGGGUACAAAUAUCUGUCAGUUCCCUUAGUAGAGCAGUGAAUUUCAAGCACAGAUUCCACCACAAAGACCAGGGAAGUUUUCCAAUAGUUUGCAAAGAAGGGCACAAAAAAGCAGACAUUUGAAUAUCCCUUUGAACAUGAAGUUAUUAAUUACACUUUGGAUGGUGUAUCAAUACAAAGAUAUACAGGCGCCCUUCCUAACUCAGCUGCCAGAACGGAAGGAAACCUCCCAAUAGGUACCCUUUUUGAGGCUUUGUAAAACCUCCCUGGUCUUUUUGGUUGAAUCUGUUUUUGAAAUUCACUGCUCAACUGAGGGACCUUACAGAUAAUUGUACGCUUGAGGUACAGAGAUAGGGUUGCCAUUUUUUUUAGUUAACGUAUUAAUGCACACAGCGAUUCUAUCCAACUUAUGUGACUUGCUAAGCACAUCUUUACUACUUAUUAACUUAUUUAGGCUUGCCAUAAAAGGGCUUGUGAAUAAUUGACUCAAUACAUUUGUUUUUCAUUCAUUAGAAAAAAAUCUAAAAACAUAAUUCCGCAUUGACAUUAUGGGGUAUUGUGAGUAGGCCAGUGACAACUCAAAAUUUGGUCAAUUUCAAAGGGCGGCAGGUAGCCCAAAUCAAAUUGUAUUUGUCACAUACACAUGGUUAGCAGAUGUUAAUGCGAGUGUAGCGAAAUGCUUGUGCUUCGAGUUCCGACAAUGCAGUAAUAUCCAACGAGUAAUCUGACAAUUCCACAACUACUACCUUAUACACACAAGUGUAAAGGGAUAAAGAAUAUGUACGAGUGAUGGUACAGAACGGCAUAGGCAAGAUGCAGUAGAUGGUAUCGAGUACAGUACAUACAUAUGAGAUGAGUAAUGUAGGGUAUGUAAACAUAAAAGUGCAUAGUUUAAAGUGGCUAGUGAUACAUGUAUUACAUAAAGAUGGCAAGAUGCAGUAGAUGAUAUAGAGUACAGUAUAUACAUAUACAUUAUAUUAAGUGGCAUUGUUUAAAGUGGCUAGUGAUACAUUUCUGAUCAAUUUCCAUUAUUAAAGUGAGCUAGAGUUGAGUCACAGGCACACCAUUCCCUAGCAUACCACUCGCCAAUGUCCAGUCUCUUGACAACAAGGUUGAUGAAAUCCGAGCAAGGGUUGCUUUCCAGAGAGACAUCAACGUUCUUGCUUCACGGAAACAUGGCUCACUCAAGAGAUGCUAUCGGAGUCGGUGCAGCCAGCUGGUUUCUUCACGCAUCGCACCGACAGAAACAAGCAUCUUUCUGGUAAGAAGAGGUGCGGGGGGUAUGUCUUAUGAAGAAUGUUAACCUAGCGGUUAAGUGUGAAUCAGUAACCAAAAGGUCGCUGGUUCAAAUCACCAAACCGACUAGUUAAGGAGUAAAAAAAAAGGCAUUUUUGUCCUUGAGCAAGGCACUUAACCCGAAUUGCUAAGUCACAGUAAAUAUACUGUGUAAAGGUUCAGACAUUUUGUGAAAUAGCACAGUUAAAUAGAAAUCAAACUGGAUGGACAUCAGAAAUAAAAACAUAACUAUUGUUAAGUGUGUAUAAACUGAAGGUGUAUUAGUUUACUCCAAUUUGGGGGAAGGAUGGUAGGGUUUGCAGGGAAUAAAGUAUAUUCUUAAAUGUAUAUGGAUAUAUAUUUACCCCAAAAAUAUAUGGGGGAUUGGAAAUGAUGCAGACAAUUACAAUGACGGAAGCAACAAUCUUUGGGCAAUAAAGCUUAGGCCAGGAUUUAAUCCGAUCUGGCGCCGUUGGCAAAUGUUCCAACGUUCGUGCAGACCACGUUCACUGUAAACGCGUUGCUGCACAUCUCAGCUUAGUCGGAGAUUAAAUUGAAAUGGUGCAUCCUGACCUUUGGCAGACAUACUUUGUUACAUUCUUGCCUUGAAAAGACAUGACAAAAGACUCCAUAUUAGAUCGUUUUUAUUCUGCCAUUUCUUUUUCCACAUAUUGCUUUGGUUGCAAGACAUUAAGACCUAUAAAGAACAAACAUUACACGUACAAAAUAAAAGUUACUUGCCCUUUUGGACAUAUGCCAUCCAACCUGUACAGUACAACCAAAAUGCUGAUGGUUUUCCGUAACAGUAAAACAAAGGAAGCAGCAUUCCAUAUAGUUGAGUUGCCCUUGUGUCUACGAUCACACUUAAAUUCUGCCAUAAAAGAAAUAAGACGAGAAAGCACUGACCCAAGUUCACAGUAUAAAUACAUCAUACAGUAGGUUACUCUGUACAAGCAGUGUCAUCCAGCAUAUAGAAACGAGUCGUUAGUUAUUGUGAAACACAUGCAAUUCAAUUUGAUAUCCAGUGUAGGGUUUAACCUCCAGUGAAAGGAUGCAAUAUCCUUAAGAUAUGUUUACAUACAUAUCAUACUUGUAGGAUAAUUUCUCAAAUCAUGACAUGUACAUCAUUCAAUAUUAAGUUGGUAUGUAACAAUUUUUGCCCAAAAUGUAACACAGGCUGUUAAUUUAAUUCACUACAUUUGCUAGGCACUGUGCUGCCUCAAAUACAAUGCUACUGUAAAAAAAACUUUUGUCCUGAAUCAAAACAAUUCACUUAUUUCGCUGUGCAAUAUGGUCGUGCCAUUUCAUACUUAACACUGCAAUGAUUUCAGCACAUUUGCUAAUCCCGAGUGUUUCAGUAAAAUAAACAAGGAGCCACCUUUACAAGGUCUCAGACAUGA
Messenger RNA from Salvelinus fontinalis (brook trout), 10454 nucleotides. RefSeq names its product FA complementation group M (gene fancm). The transcript has 23 exons. Gene Ontology annotation, molecular function: nuclease activity; ATP binding; 3'-5' DNA helicase activity. The coding region runs from base 94 to 6540 and encodes 2148 amino acids. Gene Ontology annotation, biological process: replication fork reversal; interstrand cross-link repair; double-strand break repair via synthesis-dependent strand annealing. The record is from RefSeq and is a predicted model, not a curated record. Lineage: Eukaryota; Metazoa; Chordata; Actinopteri; Salmoniformes; Salmonidae.